This is a messenger RNA of Phyllotreta striolata, 513 nucleotides long. The record is from the annotation of a GenBank genome assembly. Lineage: Eukaryota; Metazoa; Arthropoda; Insecta; Coleoptera; Chrysomelidae.
AUGUCGUUAAACAAAGUGUACCUAUCCAACCGCAAGAUACUCCUGCAGGACAAUGAAGAUAUCCUCCUGUUCGCCUCCGACGUAUCCCUGCAGUGGUCGGGCCAGUUCCACGGUCCCUUCCACGGCACCAAAAACGGCUUCCUCUACUUGACCAACGAGCGCCUGAUCUUCAUCAACAAGGCCCAGAAGGACCUGAUGCUGACGUUCAGCUUUCCCUACGAGUCGCUGGAGGAGGUGGAGCUGUCGCAGCCCGGCCUCGGGCCCAACUACCUCAAAGGGCGAGUGGUCGCCGAGCCGGAGGGCAAUUGGACGGGAGCCGCCAAUUUCAAGUUGAUCUUCAAGAACGGCGGCGCCUUGGAGUUCGCCAAGUGCAUGUUGCAGUGCAGCAAGACGCCCGUCAGCGCAUCAGCCGCCAGCAAUGAAGAUCUCUACGAAGCGCCGAGCUUCUCUCUUCCGCUGGAGGUGCCGUUGGAUUACAAUUUGAACGACAUUCAGAGCAGCUUGAGUUUAUAA